AUGACUGCUGAUCGCUGCAUCAUUCUCACUGCUUUCUUGUGUGUGACAUUGAUUACCGUGCAAUUGACUAGUGCCGGUGGAGGUCACCAUGGACAUGGACAUAAUGGCCACGGGCAUCAUCAUGGCCAUGGGCAUCCUCAUGGCGGAGGUGUCGAUCGAACACAAUGCAAUCAGGCUCAACAGUUGUUCAAUCAAUGGUGGCCUCAAUCGCAAUUGUCAUCUGCGUUUCAAACAGUAUGCGCUCAGUUUGGAGCCACACAAGCCUGGGCUCUCCUUCAAAACCAAUUGGGCGUUCCCGUGACAGGAACAUUGGAUCAAACAACAUUUCAAGCUCUGUUAAACAAUGCUAAUCAUGCUUUAUUAGCACAACAAUUACUUUUAUCAAUGGGUUAA
This is a messenger RNA of Adineta ricciae, 393 nucleotides long. The record is from the annotation of a GenBank genome assembly. Lineage: Eukaryota; Metazoa; Rotifera; Eurotatoria; Adinetida; Adinetidae.